Monoraphidium neglectum is the source of this 468-nucleotide messenger RNA. RefSeq lists its product as hypothetical. The record is from RefSeq and is a predicted model, not a curated record. NCBI's taxonomy places the organism in Eukaryota, Viridiplantae, Chlorophyta, Chlorophyceae, Sphaeropleales, Selenastraceae. The coding region runs from base 1 to 468 and encodes 155 amino acids. The transcript has 4 exons.
AUGUGCAUCGAUGCCGGAUCACAACAGGAAGAUUUUGAGGAGCUGAUGCGGCAGCUGGCUUCGAGGGGCGCGCAGAGCAUUGAGCUGUCGCAGGUUGCAGGGGCCAGCGGCCAGCCGAGCAGGGUGCAGCUGACCGUCUCCUGCGGCAGCGAGCAGGGGACGGCCGACGCGAGUACCGCGGCGCUGGACGUGCGCGUGUCCCAGGACCAGCGGUGCGGGCUGCCCCAAGAGACGGUGGCGGUGGCGACGCCCUGGGGCCGCGUGCGCGUCGCCAUCAGCCUCAAGGGCGGCGACGUGUUCAAGGCCAGCCCUCACUGGGUCGAAUGCGAGCGGGCGGCAGCCGCGGCGACGGCGGCGCCCGGGCGGGAGCCUGUGGCGGCCGAGGCGGUGGCGGCGGCGGCGCUGGAGGCGUUGGAGGCCGGGCUUGCCGACGGCAGCAUAGCGCUGGGUGUGCAGCACCUGUUUUGA